Molecule: messenger RNA, 2496 nt
Organism: Drosophila montana
Lineage: Eukaryota; Metazoa; Arthropoda; Insecta; Diptera; Drosophilidae
Gene: Ptp61F
Product: Protein tyrosine phosphatase 61F
Exons: 6
Coding region: 302-1960 (552 amino acids)
Biological process (GO): negative regulation of ERK1 and ERK2 cascade; negative regulation of receptor signaling pathway via JAK-STAT; peptidyl-tyrosine dephosphorylation
Cellular component (GO): nucleus; cytoplasm
Molecular function (GO): non-membrane spanning protein tyrosine phosphatase activity; protein kinase binding
Source: RefSeq, a predicted model, not a curated record
UUUUAAACGCAAUUUCCAGUGAAUAAUGUGGCAAAUGCUGACCGCUUGCAUUUAGUUAUUAAUAUACAAUUGCCGCUAGCACACGCGCUAUAGCGUGUUAGCAACAGACAACACAACCGUCAGACCGUCGCCGCAGUAGUCAAAUUUUCUUACGCACUAUUUACUCGGUCGUUUGAGUCGUGUGUUGGUGUGUCGGUGUGUCGAAAACAAAACGCAUACGAAAGAAAGAUAGAAAAGCAAGCAGACAUUACAAAUUACUCCAAAUUCUAAAAUAACAAGCAACACACAAACCAAGUGUACAAUGACUGAGACGAAUGCAGCAGCGCCGAAAAGGGACAACACACCCGCCAGGCUUAAAAUCGAACAGGAAUAUAAUGACAAAAAAUCUGGAUCGGGUUGGCUUCUUUACUACAAGGAAAUAAGUGAUAAAUGCGAUCGUGAGGCUAAAGAGCAACAGUUUACUACGCUAGAAUCGGAGCGUGCGCCGAAUCGGGGACUGAACCGUUAUAGGGAUGUGAAUCCCUAUGAUCAUUCGCGCAUUGUGCUAAAACGCAGUAGCGUAGACUACAUCAAUGCCAACCUGGUGAAGGUGGUACGCGCCGAUCGUCAAUAUAUACUGACACAGGGUCCGCUGCUGGAUACGGUGGGUCAUUUCUGGCUGAUGGUCUGGGAGCAGAACUCACGCGCCAUUCUUAUGCUCAACAAGCUGGUGGAGAAGAAACAGGUUAAAUGCCAUCUGUAUUGGCCGGAUCAGAUGGGGCCGAAGCAGGCACUUAAUCUGAAGGAUGUCAAGUUGUCCGUAGAGCUAAUUUGCUGCGAGAACUAUCAGAACUUUGUGCGGCGGUGGUUCAAAUUAACUGAUCUCGAAACGAAUAAAAGCCGUGAGGUUAUGCAAUUCCAUUAUACGACCUGGCCAGACUUUGGCAUACCCAGCUCGCCGGAUACUUUUCUAAAGUUCUUGCAACUGGUGCGCGACUCGGGCGCUCUGGGGGCGGAUGUGGGCCCAGCCGUGGUGCACUGCAGUGCCGGCAUUGGUCGCUCCGGCACAUUUUGCCUGGUCGACUGCUGUCUGGUGCUUGUGGAGAAGUACGGCGACUGCAAUGUGGCGAGUGUGUUGCGCGAGCUGCGCAGCUAUCGAAUGGGUCUCAUACAGACGGCCGAUCAGUGGGACUUUUCAUAUCAGGCAAUCAUCGAGGGCAUCAAAAAACUGAACGAUCCCAGCUUUCUGGGUGUCGAGGAACCAAUCAUUAGUAACGACAUGGACUCACACGGGCAGGAGGAGCAGCCGCCACCAUUGCCACCGCGUUCCCAUUCGCUGAACUUGCCCUUGGCGCCCAUCACGGGUGGUGUGCUCUCCCUGGAUAUGCAUGCAGCCCAGGCUAAUGGGGAUAACUUGGGCGAGGGGGAUGGCAUCACCGACAAACAGACCUUGAGCAGCAAAGAUGCGCUCAACAACAUUAUUAUCAAUCAGCCAGAGAUUGUCAAUGCCGAGGUGGCAGACAGUCUGCUUAACAAUCGUCCACUGCCACCGCUGCCGACGUUACCGCAGCACAGCGAACAGGAAUCGGAUAGCGAUGACAAUGAGGAAUACGAUGUGAACGAGGACGACGAGGACGAGGAGUACGAGAACAUCAAUGAGCAGGAAGCUAAUGGCGAUGUCAUCAUGUUGCCACCACACGUAGAUGACGUGAAUGCCAACAGCGAGAAGCCAACUGCGGUGGAUCAGCAUAAGGUCAAUGGCAUUGAUUUGACAGCGAGUACCGGCGACGAGCUGAAGCGGCGAAAACGCAACGAAUACCAGUCGAAUCUGGAGCAAAAAGUCAACGAAAUUAAACGCAAACAGCGUGAGAACGAGGACAAUCAGCAGGCGGCGAAAAAACGAAGGUCAUUACUCACAUAUAUUGCCGCUGGCGUUGUGGUGGGCGUCAUUGCCGCCUACGCGUACACCAAGCUAGCCUAAGUCCUUGCCCCUAUCAAGCCAGAAAGUAGCCCGUAGAUGUAGCAAUUAUCAGCAUGUAGUGGCAGUAGCGUGACAAUGAUCCCAAUUCUGGGCAUAUGUAUGUAUAUGUAUGUAGGUCUUAUCGAGCUAACAUCAAAUGUCAGCGCGACACAAAUACUUGCACACACACACGAACACAAACAAGCAGAAACACACACACACACAGAGACACUCCCACAGACACACUCACGCACACACAGACACACACGCACACGAGUUGGACAGCCGGCAAUGCGAAAAAGUCGCAUUCGUUGAAACGAUAAUGACAAUGCAUAUUAGGGAAUUUUUUUUAUAUAUAAAAAUAAAAAAGAAAAGAAGACAAAAAACGGAGAAAAAAAAUACAACUGCAACAUUUAAACUUAGGAAUUCGGUGUAGCAGUAAGCCGAGCACAAAAGUAGAUUCUUGCGCAAUAGACUGACAUUUUAGAACAAAUUUUUCUCGAUACACUUAAAAAAAAAAAAAGAAAAGAAAAAACGGAAUGAAUCACCCAAGCAAA